ACGGGAUCCGUGUCCGGUUACAGCUCAGCCCCAUAGCCGAGUGUGGGGCAGGGAUGGGGUCCCUGUUCCGCAGCGAGGAGAUCUGCCUGGCCCAGCUCUUCCUACAGUCUGCCUCUGCCUACAGCUGUGUCAGUGAACUGGGGGAACGGGGGCUGCUCCAGUUCAGGGAUCUGAACCCACACUUGAGCCCCUUCCAGCGCCGGUUCGUGGCUGAGCUGCGGAGAUGUGAGGAGAUGGAGAAAACCUUCACGUUCCUGCUCCGGGAGCUGCGGGCCUCGGGUCUGGCCCCGCCCCCUGCCCCGUUGGGGGCGGAGCUUCGGGCCCCGUCCGCGCGGGAAGCUCUGCGCGCGCAGGAGGAGGCGGAGCAGCUGGCGCGGGAGCUGCGCGAGGCUUCCCGCCACCGGGCGGCGCUGCGAGUGCGCCUGCGCGAACGGCGCCAGUUCCUGCACGUGCUGCGGGAGGGGCGGAGCCUGACGGGGGGGGAGAUCUGGAGUUUGGCCACCAACCACCUCAGCUUCCUCAACUCCUUCAAGAUGAAGAUGUCUGUGGUGUUGGGUAUUGUGCAUAUGGCCUUUGGUGUCCUGCUUGGGGUCUUCAACCACCUUCACUUCCAGCAGCGGCACCGGUUGGUGCUGGAGCUCCUGCCUGAGCUGGUUUUCCUCUUGGCUCUCUUUGGUUAUCUCGUCUUCCUCAUCUUCUACAAGUGGCUCAUGUUCAGUGCUGCUGAGUCCCUGCUGGCCCCCAGCAUCCUCAUCCACUUCAUUGACAUGUUCCUCUUCACCUCCAACCCCGAGAACCUCCCGUUGUACCCAGGACAGGUACCGGUGCAGACUGUACUGGUGGUGCUGGCGUUGGUGUCAGUGCCCAUCCUGCUCCUGGGCACCCCCUUGUACCAGUGGUGCCGGCAGCGCAAGGCGAGGAUGGGACACCCCAUGGUGGUGGGUGCUGGGGAGCAGGAGCCGCUGCUGGAGGGGCAGGAGGUUGGGAGCUCAGUCAAUGUCACCAUGGAGGAUGUGGAGAGUGGAGGGCAAAGCCCUGAGGCUGAGCACCAGGACCUGGCCGAGCUCCUCAUGCACCAAACCAUCCACACCAUUGAGUACUGCCUGGGCUGCAUCUCCAACACUGCAUCCUACCUGCGGCUCUGGGCGCUCAGCCUGGCCCAUGCCCAGCUGUCGGAGGUGCUAUGGACCAUGGUGAUGCGCAAUGGGUUCGUGCCCAUGGGCUAUGCUGGUGGUGUGGUGCUGGUACCCGUGUUCGCUGCCUUUGCCAUACUGACCGUGGCCAUACUGCUGGUGAUGGAGGGGCUGUCUGCCUUCCUCCAUGCCCUGCGCCUGCACUGGGUGGAAUUCCAGAACAAGUUCUAUAUGGGAGCUGGAUACAAGCUCUGUCCCUUCACCUUCACACCCGGUGCUUGGGAAUGACCAUAUGGAUGCCGGAGGUUGGGACCCACAGUCCUGCCCCACUGAUGGGAGCUCACUUGGGGGGUGCCCCACAGAGCCCCACGGUUGGGGGUCUGGUUGUGGUUCCCAUCCCAUGCUUGCAGUGAAUAAAGCCCCAUAGCUUGUCCCCAA
Melopsittacus undulatus (budgerigar) is the source of this 1571-nucleotide messenger RNA. RefSeq names its product V-type proton ATPase 116 kDa subunit a-like. Gene Ontology annotation, cellular component: vacuolar proton-transporting V-type ATPase complex; proton-transporting V-type ATPase, V0 domain; plasma membrane. Gene Ontology annotation, biological process: proton transmembrane transport; vacuolar acidification. The transcript is spliced from 10 exons. The coding region runs from base 54 to 1421 and encodes 455 amino acids. Gene Ontology annotation, molecular function: ATPase binding; proton-transporting ATPase activity, rotational mechanism. NCBI's taxonomy places the organism in Eukaryota, Metazoa, Chordata, Aves, Psittaciformes, Psittaculidae. The record is from RefSeq and is a predicted model, not a curated record.